Mya arenaria is the source of this 1740-nucleotide messenger RNA. Its product is annotated as Schwann cell myelin protein-like. The record is from RefSeq and is a predicted model, not a curated record. The coding region runs from base 329 to 1642 and encodes 437 amino acids. NCBI's taxonomy places the organism in Eukaryota, Metazoa, Mollusca, Bivalvia, Myida, Myidae. The transcript is spliced from 9 exons.
AUACGUAUCAUGUGAAGUUUCUAAUACAUUAUACCCUAGUGGUUACCAAAGUAAUCAAGCUUCGGAGGAUUCAAGUAUCAAAAUAAACGUUUUAUAUCCGCCAGAUACUCCUGUUUUGUGGAUUAAUUCAACGUGCAUAAAAAACUCCCCGAUAGAACAAAAUGUUAUUCGAGUAUUAGAACUUGAUCGAGUGAGAGUGGAAUGUGUUGCUGCUGGAAAUCCGGAACCAACUUGCCAAUGGACCAAUCAUUCACAAUCGUGUACACUUGAUAUUACAAAAGCCUCUAAAGAAGACAAAGGAACUUAUGUUUGCAUUGCUUCCAACCUAAUGAACACAUCAUACGGAAGUACAGAUGUUGGACGAAAUAAUUCAUCGUUUUAUCUUGAUAUAUUGUAUCCACCAAGAAUAACAAACCUUAAUGCAUUUGUUAAGGUCCUUGAGGGUGUUCACUUCAGUUUCACUUGUGAAGCAGAGCCGGGAAAUUCAAAGGAAACAUCUUAUUUUUGGACAAGUCAACAACUGCCUGGAAUAAAUAUAUUUGGUCAAUACCUCAUUAUACAGAAUAUUUCUCGAGCCGAUGAUGGCAUAUAUACAUGUUUUGCACGAAAUGUAAUGCAACCGUCUGGAUGUAUGGAAAUUAACGGAAGCGAUGUGAAAAAUAUUACUAUCGAUGUUCAAUAUAAGGCUUCAAUCAUUACGUUUACUGCUAUGAAUACUACUACUACAACUACAGUUCACCAUGGGGAUGAAGUAAGGUUUGCAUGUGAAGUAGACAGUGACCCACCUGCUGAUAUCAGGAUAUUAUCAACAAAUGGAUCGAUUUUAAAGAAUAUCAAUGACAAUUAUCUGUUAUCUUACACCAAGAACAGUUCAUGCUUAGAGGACAUUGGUCAGUUUACUUGUAUAUCAGCAAACAAGCAUAACCGUGGGCAACCCGACAAAAGAAACGUCUCAGUAGAUGUUAAAUGUUCACCUUUAUAUCGACCGAAUUACUUUCAAAAUUCAACUUUCAAAACUAGACCGGGAACAAAGAUAAAACUUCAUUUCAGUGUAUUUUCGAACCCUCCACCAACCCAGUUUAUAUGGACAAAUAUUUCAAACAGUAUGCAACUUCCGAAUGACACAACAUCUGACAGAGUUAUUAUCAACACUUCAGAUGACAUGUCAUCUUCUCUCAUUAUAACAAGCGCGGAACCCUGGGACUCCGGCAAUUACUCUGUAAGGGUUGAAAACGAAAUUGGCAGCAUGGUCGAAACGUUUCACAUUAUUGUAGACAGUAACCCUGAGCCUGACGGUGAAACCUAUACGUCACCCACUUCUGACAAUGGUACUGGAUCAGUGGUAGGAGGUAUAGUCGGGGCUGUGAGCUUUGUGGUAGCUGUAGCAAUUCUCAUUGCUAUUUUCUUCUAUAAAAAACGGCAAUGUCAUCACGACGGUGACCGACGAAGAGAUGGAAGUGCCUUGAAAGAUGAUACCCGAUACGAAGAUCUUACAAUGGCUUACACAAGAACGCCUACCGAUUAUUCUGACCUUGACUUCCGAUGUAGAACCGGAAUUACUACAAUGCAAACUAAAACUAAGGAGAGCGAUGUAUACGAAAACUUAAAACUGACACCAACCAAAAGUAGUGCGUUGACAUAAACGUUAGAAUUGGACAAGUACAUCUCUGUCGUUUUGAUUUUUGAUGCUGUGUGCCACUUAUAUUGUGAAUGGUUGGAUCUUGGUUAGAUUGCUAUCCA